CCGGUGGUCAGUCCGCGGCGUGGGUGGUGGUCGCGGGUCCCCCUGCCCCGGCCCAGUCCCGGCGCCGCCGCCCGCCCCUCGGUCUCUGAGCAGGUCCGGCCCCGCCGGGAGCGACACCGAGGCCCUGGCGCAACCACCGCCGCCGCCGCCGCCGCCGCCGCGGGCGCCGACCUCGCCAGGGCCGGUGAAGGUGGGCGCCGCCCCCAACCGCCGCCUGGGCGGCGUCCGCGGGGGGCACAUGUCUUCGCCGCCGGGGCGCCGGGCCCGCCUGUCGUCCCCCGGGCCCGACCGCGCGUCCUCCGAGGCCCGCGAGGAGCUGCGGCGCCGCCUCCUGGGCCUAAUCGAGGGUAACCGAGUGAUGAUCUUCAGCAAGAGUUACUGUCCGCACAGCACGCGGGUUAAAGAACUGUUUUCUUCUUUGGGAGUUCAGUUUAAUAUCUUGGAACUUGAUCAAGUUGAUGAUGGGGCCAGUGUUCAAGAAAUGCUGUCAGAGAUCACUAAUCAGAGAACCGUGCCCAAUAUUUUUGUGAAUAAAGUGCAUUUGGGUGGAUGCGAUGGAACUUUCCAGGCACAUCAGAGCGGAUUGUUAGAGAAGCUCCUUCAGGAAGACUCAGCGUACGAUUAUGACCUCAUUGUCAUUGGGGGGGGCUCCGGUGGCCUGGCGUGUGCUCAGGAAGCCGCCAUCUUGGGAAAGAAGGUUCUGGUGCUAGACUUUGUGGUCCCGUCACCUCAGGGCACGUCCUGGGGUCUUGGUGGUACUUGUGUAAAUGUGGGCUGUGUUCCUAAGAAAUUGAUGCAUCAGGCUGCCCUCCUGGGACAGGCAUUAAAUGACUCCAGGAAAUUUGGCUGGGAGUAUAGUCAACAAGUGAAGCACAACUGGGAGACCAUGACGGAAGCGAUUCAGAACCACAUCGGCUCUCUCAACUGGGGCCACCGGCUGUCCUUGAGGGAGAAGUCUGUGGUCUAUGUCAAUGCCUAUGGAGAAUUUGUCGAGCAUCAUAAAAUAAAGGCAACCAACAGAAAAGGACAGGAAACUUGCUACACCGCUGCAAAGUUUGUCAUAGCAACGGGUGAAAGGCCACGGUAUUUGGGGGUCCCAGGAGAUAAAGAGUACUGUAUUACUAGUGAUGACCUUUUUUCUCUGCCUUACUGUCCUGGCAAAACAUUAGUGGUGGGCGCAUCUUAUGUUGCUCUGGAAUGCGCGGGAUUUCUUUCCGGACUCGGCUUAGAUGUCACGGUUAUGGUGCGCUCGAUCCUUCUUCGCGGCUUUGACCAGGAAAUGGCAGAGAGAGUGGGUUCCUACAUGGAGCAACAUGGCGUCAAGUUCUUAAGAAAAUUUAUACCUGUGAUGGUUCAGCAGUUGGAGAAAGGGUCACCUGGAAAGCUGAAAGUAGUGGCUAAGUCCACCGAAGGGCCAGAAACUAUUGAAGGAGAAUAUAAUACAGUUUUGUUAGCAAUCGGUCGUGACUCUUGUACGAGGAAAAUGGGCUUGGAUAAGAUCGGUGUCAAAAUCAACGAGAAGAGUGGCAAAAUACCAGUCAACGAUGUGGAACAGACCAAUGUGCCCUACGUUUACGCUGUGGGGGAUAUUCUGGAGGGUAAACUUGAACUCACACCUGUUGCCAUACAGGCAGGCAGGCUGCUGGCUCGGAGACUCUUUGGGGGCCGUUCGGAAAAGUGCGAUUACCUCAAUGUUCCGACUACAGUGUUUACUCCCCUGGAGUAUGGCUGCUGCGGGCUCUCUGAAGAGAAGGCUAUCCAAGUGCAUAAGAAAGAGCAUCUCGAAGUGUACCACACCUUGUUCUGGCCUCUCGAGUGGACCGUGGCUGGCAGGGACAACAACACUUGCUACGCAAAGAUAAUUUGCAACAAAUUCGACAAUUAUCGGGUGAUAGGAUUCCAUGUUCUCGGACCGAAUGCCGGUGAGGUCACCCAAGGAUUUGCGGCUGCAAUGAAAUGCGGGCUCACCAAACAACUACUCGAUGACACCAUUGGAAUUCAUCCCACGUGUGGCGAGGUGUUCACCACGUUAGAAAUCACCAAGUCGUCGGGACUAGACAUCACCCAGAAGGGCUGCUGAGGCUAGCCCCGCUGCCGUGCGGCCGACCUUGUCCCAUCCCGUUCCUGUUGAACGUGAGGAUGCCCUCGCACACCGAGUCUGUGCUCGCACACUGCUCUCUUGCGCAGGGAUCAGCUCGGAGACGGGAAGGACAAGGAGACCGGACAGCAGCGGGCGCGUGCUCGGCGGCCUCGGCUGGCUGGGAGAAGCAGGUGGCCUGCCUGCUUGACGCCUCAGCUCGGAACCCGUUGACAGGUGAGCUGAGGCCGAUGGUCUCCCGCGUCAGAGUCGAGCUUCCCCUCGAAGGACCUCGCCAGCGCGCAGCUGAUCCGAGUUCAGUUUUUCGGCGGCUGGUGUUGUUACCCCCUUGCCUCGUUGUGUCUGUGCAAGCGUUUCUCGGUUACGAAGCCGACUGUCAAGCGGCGACCCUGCAGUUCGUGGGCCUGGAAUGCGGCGUGGUGGCUGAUGGGCGGCGUCCCCGAGAGGCCCGCCAGGCGCCGGCUGCGGCCCGUGCAUUCCGGGACGUCGCCCGCGCUGCGCAGGUUUCAGUCUUCGGACGCUUUACCCACAUCACCCCUGGCCCGUGCCUCACCCCGUCCUGGUUCCCGGUGGCCACAACCUUGGAGUCCUCUGUAUCAGCGCCGCCUGUCCGAGACCUGCUCUGUCUCUUCUGCACCUGAUCUUAAGAGUGAUAUUAAAAAGUUUUCAAUACUGUU
Molecule: messenger RNA, 2775 nt
Organism: Hyaena hyaena (striped hyena)
Lineage: Eukaryota; Metazoa; Chordata; Mammalia; Carnivora; Hyaenidae
Gene: TXNRD3
Product: thioredoxin reductase 3
Exons: 16
Coding region: 239-2080 (613 amino acids)
Biological process (GO): cellular response to oxidative stress; cell redox homeostasis; glutathione metabolic process
Cellular component (GO): cytosol; mitochondrion
Molecular function (GO): glutathione-disulfide reductase (NADPH) activity; flavin adenine dinucleotide binding; thioredoxin-disulfide reductase (NADPH) activity
Source: RefSeq, a predicted model, not a curated record